UAUUUUCCUACCUUCUGACUUUCCAACCCUUUCUUCUUCCUCCAGUCCUUUCCCUUUUAUCCCGCCUCCCUUACGCUCGCUGCCUGCACAUCGUGCCUUCUCUUCGAAUCUGGUCAUUCGUUAACCCCUCUGUCACUGUGUGCCUCUCCUGACUUGAAACACCUGCACUUCACGCGCCAAAGAGGUCUCACUUAUUUGAAUCACCUCAGUCAACAGUCUCAACACAGCCCCGUCUUGAGUCGAGUCAUCUCAUAUACUACCGGUCACCGUCUCGGUAAAGAGAUCUUCGACAUCUUCGACUAAGUCACCUCUCGGUCACGCCUCAUACCUCACCCAUCAUGCGAGUCGUCCGUCUCUCGUUCCUCCUCUACUCUCUGGCCCUCGUGGCCGUCACGGCUGGCCAGAGCCAGGGAGUCACUGACAUAGCUGCCGUCACCUCUGGCCUCCCAGCGCCGACCACCACGGAUUCGUCGACGACCUCGACAACAUCAUCGUCUGAGUCCAAAGAGACCACAUCUACUACUAGUUCCGAGAGUACAAAGUCGACAACAACAACAUCAACGGAUACUACCUCGACCACCUCUAAGAACGAUAACCCUGCGCCUACCCCAACCACAUUGUCCACAACUUCCAAAGACGAUACUCCAGCAUCUACCACCACCUCUGAUGGUACGUCGGCAGCUGAGACCAGCGGAACGAAGACUUCCAGUUCGAGCGAUGUGGUCAAGACGAUCACCACGACUCACACGAUCAGUGGAACACCUGUGCCGACCACGUACACCACCACUUCUCCACAAGGCAGCAGCUCGACGGAUUCUCCUAGCUUGAACGGCUCAACCAACAAGGACUCCAGCUCUGGUCUCUCUUCUUCUCAGAAGAAGAUCAUUAUCGGUGUCGUGGUGGGUGUUGGUGGUGCCAUCAUCAUCGGUGCUAUUGCUGUAGUCAUGUGGAGGAUCCGUGCCAGAAGACGUGCCGCGGCCGACAACGAUGAGGCUGCCGAUCUCAUGAGUGGCACAGCUGUCGGUAGCGGUACUCGAGAGAAGGCCCCCAGCCCUGGGGCUGGCGGUACGCCAUUCAGAAGUACACUCGACCAAUACCACAACCCUGGUCCUGUUAACGCUGCGUCCAACUUCUAAGGGUCGUUUAGGCCACUUUAGCUGAUGACAGUUCCUUGGUACCCUUCUUUCAAGGUUGUACAUCUGUAUGAGUAUACGCACGUCCUUUUUUUUUUUUUUUUUUU
Messenger RNA from Aspergillus novofumigatus IBT 16806, 1240 nucleotides. RefSeq names its product putative cell wall protein (gene midA). The transcript has a single exon. Bases 339 to 1136 code for a protein of 265 amino acids. Lineage: Eukaryota; Fungi; Ascomycota; Eurotiomycetes; Eurotiales; Aspergillaceae. The record is from RefSeq and is a predicted model, not a curated record.